Molecule: messenger RNA, 975 nt
Organism: Ziziphus jujuba (common jujube)
Lineage: Eukaryota; Viridiplantae; Streptophyta; Magnoliopsida; Rosales; Rhamnaceae
Product: germin-like protein
Exons: 1
Coding region: 44-703 (219 amino acids)
Cellular component (GO): cell wall
Molecular function (GO): manganese ion binding
Source: RefSeq, a predicted model, not a curated record
AGCAACCUCACCAUGUAGAACAUUGUAGAACAAAACAAAGGUGAUGAAGACCAUGAUUUCCUCUAUAAUAACCUUGUUAGGUACUCUUUCUUUGUUAAUCUGCUUGUGCCAUGCUACGGUACUGAAAGACUUCUGUGUGGCAGACUACAAAGCUCCUCAACAUGCAGGAGGGUAUUCAUGUAAGGACCCUGAGAACGUAAAAGCUGAUGAUUUUGUAUUCUCAGGCCUAGCCACUGCAGGCAAUACCUCUAAUCUUUUCAAAGGUGCAUUCACCAGUGCAUUCUCAAAUGAAUUUCCUGGGGUGAAUGGGCUUGGGGUUUCGCUGUCGCGUGGUGAUUUUGCCCCAGGCGGCGUUAUCGCAAUGCACAGCCACCCUGGGGUUACAGAACUCAUACUUGUUGCAAAAGGAACACUCACUGCAGGCUUCAUCACCUCAGUCACCUCAGCCAACAAGGUUUAUGUCAAAACUCUGAAGGAGGGUGAUGUUAUCGCUAUCCCUCAAGGCCUUCUUCAUUUCGGUGUCAAUACCGGUUCCUCUGAUGCCCUUGUCUAUGCUGCAUUUAGUGAUGAAAAUCCAGCCAUCCAGGUUCUGGAUCUCGCUUUGUUCGGAAACAAUUUGGCUACCGAUUUAAUUUCUGAUACUACUUUUCUUGACCCUGAAGUCAUUAAAAAGCUCAAGGGUGUUUUUGGUGGCUCUGGCUGAUUAAGCUCCUUCACAUAGAGAUUGCAAUAAUUAUUAUAAUGUCAAGCAUAUUAGCAUAAAAUUGGAUUUUUCUUAUCUUGCUCUACGAAACAUGUAUAAACCGGUCCGCUGAUAUAAAUGUCAGAGUGGCUACUGCAAUAUAUUAUGUAUGCAAUAUAAAAGCAAGCUCUUGACGUUAAUUGUGUUUCACCAGCUCUAAUUGUUUCCUUAUUGGGCAAAUCCAAUUUUAGUUCUCUCUACCUUGGUUAUUUUUCUUAUGUUUGAAAAAUGUG